AUGCUGCACCAGCGGCGAUCGGCCGAGAGGCAACUGGGCAUUCCCGACCUCGUGUCCCGACGACGCCAGUUACACAUGGCUCCUGCAGCCCAGCUGGACAUUGACGAACAGGCCGGAACGAGAGGCUGGUUCCUGCCCUGCGACCACUUUAACCUCUUGAUGUACUUUGUACCACACUCGACCAUCCUCUCCGCCGUCCUCUCCGCCAUCGUGACCUUUCUUUUUUCCUUUCCCUUGUCCAUCUUGACCCUCAGCACCGCCAUCUCGCAGAUCCCUGCGUCGCACACCCCCCGCCAAUGCGCCAGUCCAGGGUCCCUCCCUCUUCCAUCGACAGCAACCAUGGGAGAAGAGCAAAACGCCCUCUCCGUCAUACAGGCUAACAACCGCCCGGCAAAGAUGGGCGGCCGCCCAGACGGACCGCCGAGCGAGCAGACCAAGCGCCAGCCAUCCUCUGCGGCUGACGUGGAGCUGCGAGGUACCCGAACCGGGCCAGCCAUCUGCCUUUCCUCGACCGCCCCGUCCCGCUGGAGUCCGGCAUCGAGCGCCAAGCAAUGCCUUUGGGGGCCCCUGCUGCCCUACAUCAUCGCCGUCCACUCGUUUCCCGGCACCGCCGACAGCUGCGCCCUGCAGCGGCCGUGUAACCGGAGUCCGAGUCCGACACCUCACCAAAAGUGCACCUCUCAACGCUGGGGAUAUUUGGCUGCCGACGUUCUGGAUGCCCCGGCGUGCGUGGCAACCUGCCGGCUGCAAUUACUCCAGGCCAUCGCGCCCAACAACGCAUCGCUGAAGGCUAGCCCUGAAGCGAAAAGCCCAGGCGGACCACCCGUUGCCGCCGCCGUUGGCAUCGCCUUGGCCGUGACUGCAGGAGUGGCUGUCAUUUUCGCCGCCAUCUACUGGCAUCUUCGCUUCAGACGCUGCUCGCGCUCGAGGGCAGGCCUCGGCAAUUUCGCCAAGGGUCGGGGCGGCCCGGCAGUGACUGAUUCUCCAACGCCUCUGGUCUCACCAACGACCCAGCCCGCGAGCCUGGACGAUAUGCUGCUGAUCCCACCGCCCCGCCUUCAGGAGCGCAAGCUUCUGCUCACAAAGAUGGGCCGGUGGCCUAGAUAUGACGCAAAGGACUGUGAACGGCAGGGGCAUCCCCUUUCGUCUCUGCGCUCCUCGGUUGCUUCUGCCACCGAGAUGGUCUCUUUAUGUCAGAAGGCGCUCUCGGUCAAGGACGACGGGGGCCGCUCUCCGGGAACUGGAGCUACGCCCGGGUCUGAGCCUCCACUUAAGUCCGGCCAGACAAUACGAAACAGCCCGAUGAUUGCCGCCAAUGGGCCAACAGCGACCAGUGCCGCCGCUCCUACCAAAACAACGUCAGCCGACCGCAGCAUGGCUGCCCUACCCAAAACUCCCCGCCAGUACCACUUACCAUUCCAGGCCGUCGGCCUCGCUCAGCCUGGUCCGCCCCCAGACCGGUCACUCCCUCCGACUCCGCGCCACGUGCAGUGCGGCCCUCCCGCGUCUCCGACACUGCGGCAGGGCCAAGCUGGCUCAACUGUCGAGGCCGCGCCUGUCAAUGCGUUUCAAGUAGUCGGCUCUCCAAGAAAGUCCAGCGACGCUUCCGGACCGACGACCAAGCAUGUUCCCAAAGUACCACACGACCCGGCUGCGGAAUACACGAACAGCCUUGUGCUCGGGGAGGAAGAGCUGGAACGACUCGGCGGUUCGUAUAAGAGAUUUCGCGGUUAG
This is a messenger RNA of Hirsutella rhossiliensis, 1734 nucleotides long. RefSeq lists its product as uncharacterized. NCBI's taxonomy places the organism in Eukaryota, Fungi, Ascomycota, Sordariomycetes, Hypocreales, Ophiocordycipitaceae. The transcript is spliced from 5 exons. The coding region runs from base 1 to 1734 and encodes 577 amino acids. The record is from RefSeq and is a predicted model, not a curated record.